Molecule: messenger RNA, 1191 nt
Organism: Ramularia collo-cygni
Lineage: Eukaryota; Fungi; Ascomycota; Dothideomycetes; Mycosphaerellales; Mycosphaerellaceae
Exons: 2
Coding region: 1-1191 (396 amino acids)
Source: RefSeq, a predicted model, not a curated record
AUGGGGAAGGCCGCUCCAUCGUGGAUUUCCACUGCCGAUCGUUGGUGGUGCACCAGGAAGCUCAAAGAGUUGGAUAAAGACAGGCGAUUCCCAGGCUUCAUGAAACUACCCAAAGAAAUUCGGUGGGAUGUCUACAAGAGGUUGAUGGGAGUCCAUAGCGAGAGGCCGCAGAGGAGCCUGUCUACGAAUCGAAACGUUACCUCAACUGCGAAUACCGCCAUCCUCUACGCUAACAAGCAGAUCAGCUCUGAAGCUUCUGAAUAUCUGAGACAAGGCAAUGUCGCCUACACUWGCUAUGCCGACGGCAAGAUCUUACCGGAACCUGGAUCGCAGCCCCAGACCAUUGCCAAUGUCUCCAUAUAUCUUUCCAGCUGGGGCAAAAACGAAGGAAAGCUGGCAGAACUCAUCAUCUGGCACCUACCUCUCAGAACCCUCAAGUUCGUUGUAGGUCACAAGCAUCAUGCAAAACGCAAUAAUAGCGAGGAAGGAAUGCAGGAGCUUCUCGGGCCGCUGAAAGGGCUGCUUUCCGAGACUGAGGUUCAGAUGGUAAAUUUCGAUCCACAAGUGGAGGAUGCCGCGAGGAGAGCGAUGGCGGGCGAUCCACUUAAAGUCAAGAAUAUUGCCAUCGAGAACAAGUAUCCUGCGAUAUUUGAUUCUGCGUACAAGGCCUUCCAAAAAUACUUUGGUAACACUGCUUCGGCGGACCAGCCGAGCGCUGCAGAUGAAAUUGCUCCUAUGGAUGCUCCCACGGCUGGGGAGGCGCCUUCGGCCAUGAAUGCGUCCAUGGAUGGGGUGGACGAGACGAAAGUCAUCUCUGACAGUGAGACUACCUCCGAAGGCGAAUCGAAUUCUGGCGAUGACAAGAGCUUCGAGGACAACCACUCCUCGAACGACUCUGAUUCCGGUGACGACUCCAGUCCCGGCAACGCGCCCGGGCCCCAAAACGGGUCUGAUCCGAGAAAUGAACCACCUUCUGGUAGCGAGUACUCACCCUCAACGCAAUCAUCUGCAGAAGAAGGAUCUCCAGAAGAUCGAAGGCCCGCUAAUGGGGACAAUCCUUCUGACAGUUUGAAAGUUGAUUACAUGGAGCGAUCUUACCUUACAUGCCGAUGGAUUGGUGGGCAGGAGUCUCACUUCAGGUGGGAUUGCGUUUCUUCGGAGCGGCCGCAGUCUUUGACGUCUUGUAUGUAG